Lingula anatina is the source of this 1390-nucleotide messenger RNA. Its product is annotated as DNA-directed RNA polymerase III subunit RPC3. Gene Ontology annotation, cellular component: RNA polymerase III complex. Gene Ontology annotation, molecular function: single-stranded DNA binding. The record is from RefSeq and is a predicted model, not a curated record. NCBI's taxonomy places the organism in Eukaryota, Metazoa, Brachiopoda, Lingulata, Lingulida, Lingulidae. Gene Ontology annotation, biological process: DNA-templated transcription.
CCAAGGCACUUCAGGUCUUGGCAUCCACACGAUGUCCAGCUCAGCAACUCGUUUAUGUUUUCUUAUUUUAAAAGAAAGAUAUGGAGAGGUUGUGGCCUCCGUUGCUUGCUGCCUUGCCAAGAAAAAUUACUGUCCAUUGAGAAUGCUCUCACAAGACUCUGGCCUUAAAUUAGACCAGGUCAAGAAAGCACUUUGUACACUUAUUCAGCACAAUCUAGUAACCUUCCAACAGAAUAAGAAGGGGUUUAUAGAGUAUGUCAUCCAUGCUGAAAAGGUCUUGCAGCAGACAAGGUUUCCAAGGUAUAUUUAUUGUGCAAAGACACUAUAUGGAGACCCAGCAGAAUUAAUAAUUGAAGAAUUAUUGCAACAUGGCCAGAUGACAUUGGAAAAGGUUGUUCAGAGAACAAUUGACAGAUUGACAGAAGCUAUGGAAGGUAAACAAAAUGUUUCUUCAACAUUGGUUAAAGAGAAAUUUGUGAACCUUGUUCAGACACAUUUUGUACAGAGGUGUACCUCACCUGAUGGCAAUGCAGAAAAUAAAGAAGUUGCUUCUAUGCCAGUCCUGUCAGUUUCACCAGAAGAGCUGUAUGUUGUGCCAAAGCUGGAGCUAGAUGGUUUUGAAUCUAGAAAAAGAAAGAGAUCUGGGGAAGGUUCUGAGGCAGCAUCAAAAAGAAUAAAAACAGAUGAGUCAGAGUCAUCUGAGUCUAGUAUCUUUUGGAGAGUCAAUGUCAGCCGUUUCCAUCAAUAUCUUCGAGAUCAGGCCAUAGUCCAGGCAGUGGCUAGCAAAAUAGAUAAAAAUGCAGCAGAGGUGGUCAGGGCAAUGCUAAGACUCAGUGAAGUAAAAACUGAUGAAGGUGCAUUGGUUGCCAGUGCUGUGACUGUGACUGAGGUAUUUCAGAAUCUCCCCAGAGAAUUUGGAAUUUCAAAGCAGACUAUUGAACAGUAUAUGAAGCUUCUCUCAGAGGACUCUAGUGAAUUUGUGAGCAAGGUUUCUGACAGUGGAGGUGGCAUGUAUGUUAUAAAUUUUAAAAAACUAAUAACAGUACUGUGCAGAGCACAUAUAGAAUCAGCUGUGCAAGAAAGGUUUGGGUCAAAAUGUUUCAGGAUAUUCCGCUUACUACUUAUGAAAAAGAAUUUGGAGCAGAAACAGAUUGAGGAGUAUGCAAUGAUUCCAUCCAAGGAAGCUAAGGAACUAUUAUACAGAAUGUUUGAAGAAAAGUUUGUCUCCUUAACUGAGGUGCCAAAGACCCCUGAUCAUGCUCCUUCAAGAACAUUCUAUUUGUUUUCUGUCAAUAUUAAUCAAGUUUCCAGGAUGCUCCUUGAAAGAUGUUACCAGGUAUGUGGAAAUCUCAUCAUUCGCAGAGAACAUGAAACAAAAGAAAACAGGUAA